Trypanosoma cruzi is the source of this 6201-nucleotide messenger RNA. RefSeq lists its product as uncharacterized. Gene Ontology annotation, biological process: tRNA methylation. The record is from RefSeq and is a predicted model, not a curated record. The transcript has a single exon. Gene Ontology annotation, cellular component: cytosol. Lineage: Eukaryota; Euglenozoa; Kinetoplastea; Trypanosomatida; Trypanosomatidae. The coding region runs from base 1 to 6201 and encodes 2066 amino acids.
AUGAGCGAGUACAGCACGGCGAUGCGGAUGCAGCAACACCGUGUAAGGACGACCGAAUAUAUUCCUCUCCCCGAGUGUGUCUUGACGGAGUUAACGAGAGGUAUUCCCAUCAUUUGCAAGGCAAGUACAUCUCUUCAGCCUUUUGCCCCCAAAGCAGCGAGCAUUGUGUGUCGGGAAGUGGAGAAUAUGACGAGUGUCACCUCGUCCGAGCACCGGGUGCGAUGCAUCUCGCAAAUAACUGGUGUCUUGCGUGAAAACACUUUUAUGGCCCAGAGGAGUGUCACAGAGUGCAGAGUAUUUUUGAAGAAACUUGCGGCACACUUUGUGUUUCCUCUCAUGCUUCACUGCGCCGUGCGAUACCUUCACCGUGCGCUUGCGACACUUCUUCGAACUGUGUACGUGAUAGACGAGGAUCUUGAGACCUGUUUCUGUGCGGCAUUCACUGCCGCUCACAUUCGUUGUUGGGGGUCUGGAACUUCUGAGCGACGGCCCACCAUUUUUGGUGACAACGCUGCAGCCAGAUUGGGGAGUGAGGCCACUCUAUUGGGAUUUAAGGAUUCCGUUAUGAGUUGGAUAAACUGCAUUGAUAGCACGACUGUGGUAGCCAUGCCUCUUUUUCCACGCGUAUUUGCUAGCACGUUUUUUGAUGUUCUUCCACUUCUUGGGGAGAGUCUGCAGUGGAUGGUCCUGAAUGCCUCUGUGAAAUGUCGUGAAGUUGGGAUUGAGAAUGCCACCAAUGGGACAAUUUUGGGUGAAGAUUUGGCGUAUGUGCGGUAUGGUAUUCGCGUUAUCACAACGUAUACGCAUAAGUUCCUGCAUCUGAUGCAGGAUGUAUGGAAUAACGGGGACAGAACCACACAUUGCCAUUUAAAAGAAGACGUGGGGAAACUUUUUUCUUCCGCGGUCUUGAUGCUUUCUUCGCCUGUUUUUCCAAAGGAUGUUCUGAACGGGGCGGGAUUGCUCGUGUCGUCCCUGUUGACCUUACGGACAUGUGCCCCAUGGUUGCUUCUCGAGGUCUGCCGACAAUGUGGGACCUUUGAUCCGCCCACGGAUGCUGCUGCUGCGAAACCAGGAGUGACGCGAGUCGCGUAUACCUCGGAAUCCUUACUGCAAAGUGAUGUGAGGGAGUGCGUCGAGCUGAUCUGCUCCGAUGAUCCCCAUCGAAGGGCUAGCGAGCGUCCUCAGGCACUGUGUGCACUGCGGAAUAUUCUUGGUGCUCUCACCAACAAUGGCCGUUUUGCAUUGUUGAAGGGUCUUCUGGCACACUUAUCCACACCCAUUCACGGUAACGUUGACUCCCUUGGCAUCCUACUGAAGCCAAUCACUCCUCUUGCGGGCGCUGGACCUUCAGUGGAGGCUUUGGAGGUGGUGCAUGAUAUCAUCAUGCCGGCGGCGGAGGCGUAUUGCUCGGCUCUUCAGGCACCUGACACGCGAUUCAUGGCCAUUCAAACCAUUGACAGCGUGGUUCGGCAUAUUUCUUCCUUUCUUAAUUGUAUUGCCGAGGUUUUGGAGCACCCACCGAGUGAGAAUGAAACAAGGAGAGGUAAAGUGAGAGAAAGAAAUGUGCAGUGGCCACACGGAGGGAAAUUAUUGACCGAACCCCAAAAGCGGGAACUCAUGGCUUUGUGUGCACGCAACACGAAGCUUACCCGCACACUGAAUCACGCGACGGAGAUCAUUAUGGGGAUGUGGGACGACAACACUCUGCAGGUAACCGGUCCACUCUACGAUGCGUAUAACGAGAUCCUUUCUGUUCACGCCGCGCUUCGGCGCUGUGCAGCGUUGUUUCCCUCAACUUUUGAAACACACGUUCUGGACGAAGAGAUUUUUGACACCGCCGAGGCAUUACGACGUAUUCUGUGUAUACCCAAUGAACGGCGUGGUAAAUAUCACGCAUUGUUGGGAAUACUUAGCGUUCUUCCCGUGCCACAGUUUCUGUCCGUACUGAAGGAGAAUUUUUCACAGGAAACGGCUUCCAUAUCUGAAGUCCAAGGACUUUGUUGUUUCAGCCGAAUGCUCCUUUCUGGUGCGUGCAACCACAAGGUUGGAAAUAUUGCCGGCGAUGUUUUUGCAAAGGCAGCUAGUCUUAUCCGAAACUCGGAUAACGCCGACGCGCAUAGAGAAGUUCUUUUCAUGCAAGGUAUCAUUGACCCACUGGUAAAGUCCCUUCUUGUUUCCGGUUACGCAGCACCUCCACAUCUGAGUGAGGCUGCUUGUGUCUCAAACAUAGUGACGCACAUGAUCAUGCCGUGUCUCAAAUCAGAGGAAGUGUUCAUCUCCAUCUUGCUUUCGCAGCUGACACAAGCACUGGAAGGUAAACAUAAUUCCUCUCGGGUCAAUCAAAGCGUUGUGGAAAUCAUUCAUCGGGCGCGUGUCGUCGGCAAAGAUAUUGGUGCCUACCUUCAACCAAAGAGUCAAACAUUUCAGGCCAUUUUGGCGAGUCUGCAGGUGCACGAAACUGAACUUCGUUACACCGCGUUGAGUCUCUGUGUGUUGAGCACGAAAAAGGCAGAGACUGUGAAGGCUUGGCAAUGCCGUAUGAUGGAGUGGUACAUCAGCAGCAAUAUGUAUUGCGGUGGAGACUCCGUAGCGAUGCGCAAUCUCUUGGAAGUGUAUAAAAAAUGGAUGCGUCGGCUUGUGGAUAGCUACGGGAAUCAAAACAACAGGCAAAAGAAGGGAAUGGCUGGAAGUGAGGCAGCCGAGCAGUACAAGGAAUUGGUGGUUGAUCACUGUGUACGAAUGGUUGGAUGUCUGGUUCCACAGAUUGGUGAGAACGCAAACUGGUGUCGUAAUCUUUCUCUCGAGCGUCGUGUAGCGGCCAUGUCUAUAUAUUCGUGUCUUCUUCGAAAUGCCCUGGAAUUUCUUUCUGAAGAAGAUGUGAGGAAGCUCAAAGAACAGCUGUUUCCCGUGGCACUCAUUGAAGGUCUGCUGGAGUGCCUCUCGGAGGGUUGGGAAAAAGCACGCCUGUCCGCCUACAGCAUUCUUAUUAUCUACUGCAAUCACGUCCCUGACGCAAUCUUCUCGCAUCGUCAUCUGGGAAACCCCACGGCUGCAAGUACCGCCAAGGCCGAACUGCUGCGCGCCCGAACGUUUCGGAAGUCAGAGGGCGAAGUUCUUUGGUACGUUUUGGCGACGCAUUUCACACCCGCGGCAAAGCAGGCGGCAGCCGAGAAUCCGUCGCACGAGUGUGAGAAACGAGUGAGGGAUGUGGAGUGUGAGAUGAAGUUGCUGAAGGAAAAACUCUCAAAACUACGCGCCUUGGGAGCAAAAGGAGCAUGUGAAUUUCUUCAGCUUCAUCCAUUGCAUGGAAUAAUUUCUCUUUGUGCGGCAUUACUUUCAAAUGCGUGGGAGAUUAAACGUGACUUUCACCUUCUUUACGAAGCAUGUAACAAUUUAUUGCUUUGCUGUAGUGCGGUGCUACAGACAUGCUCUUCCAUUGUGGGCGGCGAACCAGUUAACAGCGUUGACGAUGGUGACGUGGAGGUGGAUUGUCGUGGGCAUGUCUUUGAGAAGGAUGGUUCUUACACAGAAGAUAAAAUGCGCACAGUGGUUAACAACACAUGGCUCAGUAUCCGUACGGCCGCCUCCGCCGUGGAACGCGUGAUGAACCUUGUGAAAGUCGAGGAUCUCUCUCUCCCGGUAGUUCGUGAGAUAUGCUACGUCCUUAUUGAGUCUCUUCUUCGCACAAAACACAACGGUGUGAUGCGUAAAGUACGGGAGGCACUUAAAACAGUUGCCGCCGCACUUCUGCGUUCACGUGAUGUUGCAUUUCACUCACUCCCCUGGGAAAUGCUUGACUUUUUGCUGGGUCCAGAUGGCGUCACGUCAAGAAGUGUUGCGCGGAUGCUACGGCGGAGUCAAGGCUUACCGCACGCUAUAUUAGCAGUUCUAGAGGCUGAAGACCCGACGGUUCCUGUCUUUCUUUUUCCAAGGGCCAUGAAACUUCUCCUGCGCGUAGCGAGGGGAGCACACGUUGGUGGGGAUGAUUGCCAGCAUCAUUUAACGGAAGAAAAGUGCCGUAGUCAGCGUUCAAAUGCGUUAAAUGUUUUGAAAUUUAUAUUUGAAAAUAAAAUUUUUGCCUCGCGUUCGGUGGCGGACUUGGAAGAAGCGUUUUGGAUAGCCGCUGAAGGGUUUAAUGACCCCAGCUGGGGAAUACGGAACAGCUCCUUGAUGCUCUUUUCGGCUGUGCUACCCCGUUUUGUCGGGGAACAUCCCUCAACUGGUAGCGUGGGUGUUAACACGUCACUGCACGACAUUGCCGUUCGGGCGCCUCGUGGUGUCGCUUUUGCAUACGAGGAGUUGGUGAAGAGUUCGACGACACCUCUGCCCAGCCUCGGGGUGUUUCCGCUGCUGCAGAUGCUCUCCAUGGUUACCCCUGACCCACCACAUCUCUUCACGAAUGCGACAACAUCUCAGCAAACUGCAGACGCGGAUGUGGAUUCCUCUCGAAUUGUGCGGGCUAUUAUGCGUUGUGGUUCAUCUAAAAACCUUAUGGUUCGUGCCGCGAGUGCUGUUGCGCUAACUUCACUCGUUCCUACUUCCCACCUGGAGACGCUUCUUGCGGAAAUUAUAUCCAAUUUAUUUCAAUCAAAAAAUGGCCUUAACACGGUACACGGCGCACUACUUCACCUGCAGCAAUUUCAUACUUUUUAUGUGGGAACGCUGCGCCGUAAUAUGAGAAAAAAGGCCAUGAAUAGUAGCGCGACGGCUACUGUGGCUUUUCUUGUUAAUCGAUUGAUCGUGGAGGGUCUUGGUGCGCCCAGCCUUGCUGUUUCCAGUUCAAAACUGUACCAAGCUUGUGUACAUUGUCCCACAAUCGCUGUAACCUUCUUGAGUUUGGCCUCUGAUGCUCUAUACUACAUUCAGAGCUUUGGGUUGUGUGCGGAUAAUACCGCUCCAAUUGUUAAUUUGAUGCGUUUUGGAGUAGCAGUGGUUUACGGGGCAGUCUGUGCGCCCACGCGGUCUUUUGAGUUGGCGCGACACGAUCAUGCUGCGGUUUGUGAAAACGGCGCACUUUUCGCUCUUCUUGUGGUUCGGCUUCUCUCGCUGUCAAAGGAGGAGGCGGAGGGUACUGAAGAGGAAAAUGACAAAUUGGCCUCCUUAAAUGGGAAUGCUCAGGUAUGGGAUACACUUUCUCAGGUAUUUACGAGCGAGAGUGGGGAAUACCUCAUAUCGUGCCUUAUGUAUCACGUAAGCCACCACACGGCGGAGAAACGGUGGCCACGUGAAGAGUCUGAACGAACUAUGCGGCAGUUUACAUUGCGUCUUCACUGUGAUCCUGUACAUGCGGCGUUGCGGAUGCUAUUGCGGGACCUGUCGGAGGAUUCUUUGUUACAGAGAUUGCCUUGCACGAGGAUUUUGCAUAUGAGUGUCCAUCUGGAGUACCUCGUCUUGCUGGGCAGUGAUGGUGGACCACGGUCUGAAACUUGUGAAGCGUUGUGCAAGGCGCUGGAGGAGAACCUUCUUUGCAGAAUGGACCCCCAAUCAAAGCGACCUUUGCAAAACACGGAGGUUCAAAGUUGGGCCAUUUGCUUUCUCGGUCGUUGCUGUGUACGUCACGGUGCUUCCAGUGUGACAUUGUUGAGGAUACUUGAACACUACUCUCGUCCCUUUUUUGAUGUGCGGAACCGUGCUGCAGUCGUUUCUGCAUUAAAGGAUGGGCUGUUAUGCUUAGAAGACGACGAAGCUGAGACUGCUGUGAAGCAUCGGUGUGCAUUCUUACUGAUUCUCCUUCGGCUUCUUUUUGACGACGCGUAUGAUGUUCGUCUGGAGUCCUGUCGUGUGGUUUCCCAACUCACAUCACCAGCAAAUUUCCUGCUGGAUCACAUGACCUGUGUAUUGUCUCUGGUGUUUCGUAUCCGGCAAUCCGGUGAAUGCCGGGUUUUUGAUGCCGAGUUCUUGCAGCAGUACCUGUUGGGUGCUGACGUCUCACGAAAUAGUCCUUUGGGUCACAACGACGAAAAUAAUAAUGGUGUUGAAGCGAACGAAUCUGAUUCGGAGGAGAGCGAUGUCCUUUUUGAAAAGGAAGCAGAAAACAUGUUUGCGGAGAACACCCUCUUGGCGUACCUUGUGGGAGCCGUCAUGCACGAGGCGGGGGGCAGCAGCCCCACCUUUGGGGUGUACGACGAGCUGCUCCGUGUGGCAGAGUGGCGAGGCAGCGUGGCAGCUGUGUACGCCACACUGUUUGCCGACGACCAGUAG